Molecule: messenger RNA, 267 nt
Organism: Ambispora leptoticha
Lineage: Eukaryota; Fungi; Glomeromycota; Glomeromycetes; Archaeosporales; Ambisporaceae
Source: the annotation of a GenBank genome assembly
AUGAAUUUCCAAGACAUGAAUCGUUUUCUUGCAUUUUUAACUGUUAUUCUGUUUUCGUCCAUGGUUGUUGCAACACCGAUUCCUAAGUUGAAAAGAGAUUCUGGUGCCGAAGGUGCUGCUGUUGGUUCUCCUGGCGUUAACAGUGGCAAUGUUAUUCAAAUUCCUCUACAAGUACCAAUUAAUCUUUGUGGAAAUAGUAUUGAUAUUGUUGGUCUAUUAAAUGCUGCUUCUGAAGAUUCUAACAAUUAUAGAAAUAUAGAAAAAUAA